Dicrocoelium dendriticum is the source of this 951-nucleotide messenger RNA. NCBI's taxonomy places the organism in Eukaryota, Metazoa, Platyhelminthes, Trematoda, Plagiorchiida, Dicrocoeliidae. The record is from the annotation of a GenBank genome assembly.
AUGAACCUUAAGCGACUGAAUUCAUGGUUUGACACUGCAGCCACUCACUUGACCACUUCUCCUGAUGUAAGCGUUGCUCUGCCAUUUAAAGAACCGCCAAUUAACUUUGCUUCACCUCCUUUUCCAGGAACCAUUAGUCAGACGCAAUUAUCCGCACAGACAAUUCUAUUCAACACUGAGACAAUGCUUUAUAUGUUAGUACCAAUGGGUUUUGGAAUGGCCACAAAUGUUCGUGUUGGCCAGUACCUUGGUGCCGGCGUUGCCAUAGGUCCGAAAUCGGUUCUAUCCGUCGCAUUGGUAACGGCUUGGUUCCUAACCGCGAUGUUCGCCACGGGCGUGAUCUUACUGAGAUGGCAAAUACCAAAUGCUUUCACCUCAGACAGUGAGGUUUCCAAUUUGGUCGCCCAUUUGCUUCCCAUCAUCGCCGCCUUCCAAAUUUUUGAUGGAACAUCGGGUGUGUGCAGUGGAGCGAUUCGGGGAGCAGGUCUUUGGAUUGGUUUCACCGUUGGGACUGUUUCACAGGCGAUCGUUUACUGUGCUAUCUGUAGCUGCAUUGAUUGGAAGAAACAAGUGAAAUUGGCACGCGAGAGGACGCGAGAUGUUCGCUUGGCAAUUAAGGAUGAAACAACGGUAGAUGACUACAUUUCAGCGAACUCCAUGUCGGAUCACCAUGAUGAGAAUAUGUGCUCAACCAUCGGUUUGUCAAAUCAGUCGACCGAAAAAGAAACACUAUCGAAGAUCGUCAGAAAAUCACCAAUUCGAUUCCGGAUACUAUUUGGAUUCAUCCUGAUUGUCUUGUUAGUGACAAGUGUUUGCCUCCGACAAUUCCUCCCUUGGUCCGACUACUUCGGGUGCUAUUGUGUCUUCCCCAACGACACAUUUAUCCGCUUCCCCAGCCGUAUUUCUGUGCCAACAAACUGUUCCCUAGUCGUCCCAGGAACUUCACCUUGA